AUGGAGAAGCGCAUCCAGGCAGUCCUCAACCACCUUGCAGAUCGACCGAUCGCUCAUACCACAAAAGAACGAGAGGCAUCGCCACCAACAACCCGGCCGGGCGUUGUGCUCCUACAUAGCCGAGUCCUUGAUUCCAACAAGCUCAUCUCCAUUGCCGAGAUUGUCAAGCAGCGUGUGCGGGAAGGCUAUUAUGCUCGGGGAGCGGAAGGCGCGGGCGCUACGGGGGCGUCCAAGAAGCAGGGAAAGAAGGGUUCAAAACUGUCAAAGAUGUCGUGGUAUCAAUACAACCGGAUCUACGAUGUUGUGUCUGCACCCGGCGCAGCGGACACCGCACCCGGUGCGGGGGAUGACGAGGAUGACGGCUUUGCACCUAUGAUGCACAGGUUCACAGAAGCAAUGUCGGGAAAGAAAGCCUUGCAGGGGCGGGCAAAUAUCACAACCUACGUGAGCAUUGUCCUGUCACGGACUCCCAUCGCGGAAUUGCAAAAGAACCCAGAAAUAUCUGUCCAGGCCAGCACUGACCCAUUGGAGGUUGAGUUUGAGCAGUGGAUGGCCAGGACUUGA
Molecule: messenger RNA, 564 nt
Organism: Sporothrix brasiliensis 5110
Lineage: Eukaryota; Fungi; Ascomycota; Sordariomycetes; Ophiostomatales; Ophiostomataceae
Exons: 1
Coding region: 1-564 (187 amino acids)
Source: RefSeq, a predicted model, not a curated record